Pelagomonas calceolata is the source of this 851-nucleotide messenger RNA. The record is from the annotation of a GenBank genome assembly. NCBI's taxonomy places the organism in Eukaryota, Pelagophyceae, Pelagomonadales, Pelagomonadaceae.
CGAUUUCGGCUCUCCGGAGGAUAUUGCCCGCGUGUAGGGCUGCCCCCUCAUGUCAGGGUGGCAGGAGUGGUCCCAGCAGAUCGCCGCGUCGAUCCGAGCAGCGUACAGAGACGAAACGGGCCAGAUCAACCCCGCCAGCAUGGCCAUCCAGCAUACGGUAUUGUUUAAGUUCCCUGAGUUAAAGGACGACGCGCCGCUCCAAGCGGUCGUCGAGCAAUUCAACGCGUUGGAGGGCAUCAAUGUCCAAUUCACGGCACACGGCACUGCCACGCAAAGCAAGGCCGACGCCCUCACAACCCUAAACUGGCCCGACAAGACCGACGGCUACACGCACUGUCUGUUCGUCGUCGCCGAGGACCCCGAAGCUCUCAAAACCUACCUCCACUCGGACGCCCAUUUGAAAGAUUGGAUGGCCGCGGUCAAACCGCACAUUAAGGGCAUCGUGGUGUUUGAUUCGCGGCUGAAGGUGCCCCUCGAUCCAUCCAUACAUCAGCAGCUCCACCCCGUGUUGUUUCGACUGAAGGAUACUGUGAAUGCCGGCGAGCUCCAAUUACACGUGGAGAAGUUUAAUGGGUUGGACGGUAUUUCUGCGUCGCUCGAACCCUUCCUGGGCCAAAAGUUCCUCGACCUCGUCAGCUGGCCGGACAAGAGCGAGGGCUUCAACUGGUGCCUGACGGUGCUCGCGCGCGACGCGGACGCUCUCAAAAACUACCUCCACUCGCCGGAGCACAAGGCCUGGGCGGCGAGCGCGGGCCCGCACGUCGACGCGUCGCGUGGCCCGCCUUUGCUGGUCUUCGACGUGCCGCUGCGGCUGAAGAGGUAGGUAUCCGAGUAAAUGGCCCUGGAUGUGC